Molecule: messenger RNA, 1335 nt
Organism: Anopheles funestus (African malaria mosquito)
Lineage: Eukaryota; Metazoa; Arthropoda; Insecta; Diptera; Culicidae
Product: neuroparsin-A-like
Exons: 3
Coding region: 586-1005 (139 amino acids)
Source: RefSeq, a predicted model, not a curated record
CUACAGCCGCCAUUUUGCAUUUUUAACUCCAUCACCGCCUGCGUGCAUCCAAUCCCAGAUCAGCACCAAAUGGGAGAAGUAAGUGAACGUGUGGAGAUGACACCGUAGCACGUCAAGAAACGCCAUCCUGCGUGGUGUAUGGUCCGGGACAGUUUUUGAUGAAUGGAUGUAUGCAAGGAAGAUGAUGGUUAUGAAGAUUGGCCAUUCAGCUGAACCAGGAAAACAAUAAAGAAGGUUAGGAUUUGGCCAAGCGGUAAUGGACGAUUGCUUGGUAGAAAAAUGAAACAUCAAGGAAGUAUAAAAGGCUGUGGACGAAUCCUUGAAGAUAGGCAGACACAUCCGGUGUACCGUGUUGAGCAGUGUUCUAGCUUCCGGGAGCGGUUUUAUCAUUAUAAGUGUAGGUAGGAUUUCGUUUUUACGGCACCGGAUGAGGCAGUGUGUUGCUCGGGCCGAAAUCUAACGGGCGUGUUUGUGCUUUUAAUCGUUUUACGGUGUCCGUUGAAUCGAGCCAGUUUCUUGUCGCUCGGUGUAUUUAUUCGGAGUGCCUUUCUGUGUAUGUGUGUUUCAAUUUAAAUUCAAAUCAAGAUGUCCUCCAGAAAUAUUCUGCUUCUAAGCGUGCUGUUGAUGGGAUACCUCUACUGGAGUUUAGCCCAACCGAUGACUGUAUAUGAGAUGCUUUGUACGUUGAGACAAGCAGUAGAUAACCCGAACGAGUGUAAAUUUGGAUUUUUUACUAACAUCUGCCAAAAGUUGGAAUGCUGGAAGGGUCCGGGAGAAGAGUGCGGUGACAAUAUGUCCGCCUAUAUCCGCUAUGGCCAGUGUGCUUCUGGGUUGAUAUGUUGUAACGGUGAAUGCAAGGGUUGUAUCAACGGCAUCUGUAACAGUGAACCAUGUCAUCCACCCCACUCCUACCAGUUGCGCUCAGAUCCUCAUAUGAUGGAACGCCGCAUGGACCCACUGUACAGGAUCUUCGAUCACUACACAACAAGUAAUUGGGACGAAUAAAGUCCACACUCAUACACACAAACACCAGACAUCUCGAUGUGGAAGGAUGAUGUCUUCUCUCAUCGCAUGUUUUGCAUCCCGCCCGCACAAUAUCAUAACAUAGAAAACUAACUGCUUGUCACAGCAAUGGUAGCCACUUCAAACGGUGUUAAGCUCUGAAAUGAGUAAGCUCAGUUCCUUCGCCCACUGUCAGAACUAGCUCAUUUCAGGUCAGUUGUGCCACGAUGCAUUUAAUAUUCUAGCCCCAGUGUUACCGUUCCAGCAGUGCGCUUUCGCUAACAUGGAAUAGGAAGACAGCCUUCAAUAAAGUUACAUCUACAGCCCAGUGAA